UCCUGGGCCUGAGGGGGAGAAAACACUGUGACUGCGAAGCGGACGGGAUGAAGGCAGCGGGAGAGGUGGAGCAGGUGGAGACCGGAGGACCUUCACACCCUGUAGGACCAGAGGACCAGAAUGAAGACAGUCCAAAACAACCAAAGUCCAGAUCAGGUCCUCAGGUCGACGGUCUGUCUCGCUGCGCCGCCUGCUACAAACAGCAGACCAGCUCCAUGCAUCGUUGGGGGGACGGCGACGAGUCCAGCUCUUCAGACGAAGGCUCGGGACCGGAGGUGGACUUGGACUCGGAGGCCGAGUCCAGCUCCAGCAGCAGCUCCAACGGAGAUGGUGCAGAUGCUGAAUCUGGAGAUAAAGAUGGGGACGGACCAGACGAGGCGUCCCCCAGCCAGGAAGGUAAAACCGGGACAAAGAGGCCUAGAAGACUUGUCAAGUCUUUCUCCCUGCCCCCAUCCUUCGCCCCUCUGGCCCUCCAGCCCCGCCCUCAGACAGUCGUCUCCACCCUCCACCUGCAGGUGGUGUCCCAGGACCACGGCGACGGCGUCUACAUCGUCAAACAGGAACCGGCUGGGAGAGGGGGGGAGGAAACAGGGCAGAGUCACGGAGGACUAGAGGGAACCGACGGUGGGAGGCCUCGGUCGCAGCAGACGGGGUUAUCGAGGCAACAGGGGUCACAUCCACCAUCACAGCAACACUGGUUGCCACACCGACAACAACAUCUGCAACAGGUGUCUCCUCUCUCAGAUCAGGGUCAAAGGGGACCACCACCCCUGCACACAGAUGCUCCACAUCCCCCCUACAGAUCCCUGAUGCAGACACAUGUGCAAGGACCCAGUCCACAACCAUGCUGGUACUGCUACGGUACACACUCUCCUUACAUGUACUAGACUCAUUGGAUGUGUCCAAACAUCUGUACAAUAAAAAAUUUAAGUUAA
Etheostoma spectabile (orangethroat darter) is the source of this 935-nucleotide messenger RNA. RefSeq lists its product as uncharacterized. Lineage: Eukaryota; Metazoa; Chordata; Actinopteri; Perciformes; Percidae. The coding region runs from base 48 to 887 and encodes 279 amino acids. The transcript has 3 exons. The record is from RefSeq and is a predicted model, not a curated record.